UAGAUUUUUUUUCCUAAUUUCUUUUUAUGGUUUAUUAGAGUUUCCUUAUUUAUGAUUGUAACUCGAUCUUCUAAUCAAGGUAAUUUUCAGUACGAUCCAAAAAUAGAGAGAACUUUGCGCAGGUUAAGAAAGGAAGCUCGGAGAAAUUUUGAAAAGAACAAUCUGGCUCUUGAUUCCCUAUUUGCUAUCUAUUCUGAAGAGGAGGAAGUCAUAGCUGGUGAAGAUCCUCACAAGCAUUUAAAGAAGCUUCAUGUGGUAUGCACGAGUAUAAAACCCACAGGGGUGACUGAAGAGCAAAUUAAAUUAAGAGCCUUUCCGUUUUCUUUGAAGGAUUCGGCUAAGGAUUGGCUCUAUUAUCUACCCUCCAGGACUAUUACCACAUGGAAUGAGAUGAAGAGGUUGUUUUUGGAGAAAUAUUUCCCAGCUUCAAGGGCGGCCAACAUUCAAAAAGAAAUUUAUGGUGUAAGGCAACACAACAGAGAGUCCUUACACGAAUACUGGGAACGUUUUAAGAAAUUAUGUGCAAGCUGCCCCCAUCAUCAAAUUAGUGAGCAGCUACUUAUCCAGUAUUUCUAUGAGGGCCUGCUACCCACUGAUAGGAGCAUGAUUGAUGCUGCUAGUGGAGGUGCUUUGGUGGAUAAAACUCUUGAGGUUGUAAGAAACUUGAUUGCAAAUAUGGCGGCUAAUUCUCAACAAUUUGGCACUAGGCUUAACCUUCCAUCUAAGCACGUUAAUGAGGUAAAUAUUUCCUCCCUUGAAUAACAAAUUGUGAGUCUAAUUUCUCUUGUUCGACAAAUGGCUGUAGGUAAUAUGCAAAUGGCGAAGGCUUGUGGGAUUUGUUCGGUAGUAGGGCAUCCAACCGAUAUGUGUCCAACUCUUCAGGAGGAGCCCAUUGAGCAAGUGAAUGUGGUGGGUGGUUUUCCUGGACAACCGCAAUGGAAGUAUGAUCCUUAUUCGAGCACGUAUAAUCUGGGAUGGAGGGAUCACCCCAAUCUUAACUAUACAUCAGCCCACGACUCAAAACCGCCCAAGUUGCCAACAAUAUAAGCAACCAUACCCCCCUAGACAACAACUGGGCCAAACUUCCAAUUUUGGUAUGUCUUUAGAAGAUAUUGUUAAGUCUCUUGCCACCAAUACUUUGCAAUUUCAACAAGAGACAAAACAAUUUCAACAACAGGCAAGGGCUAGUAUUCAAAGUUUGGACACUCAGAUAGGCCAAAUGGCAACCACAAUUAGUCAACUAGAGGCGCAAAGUUCAGGGAAAUUACCCUCUCAAACGGUAGUAAAUCCAAGAGAAAAUGCAAGUCCUAUUGUUUUGAGAAAUGGUAAAGAGGUUGAGAUUCUAGUAAAGGUAGCCCUUGCAUCAUCAAAGCAAGAAAAGGAGAAAAACGUUGUUGCAGAUAGGAAUGUUUCCAAUGACGAUGAUGUACCUAAGCGUGAGUUUCCACCUCUUUCUGAUUAUAAACCAGUACUUCCUUUGUCACGGCCCCAUUCCGCCCCUAGUAGAAUGGUGCCGUGAU
Camellia sinensis is the source of this 1520-nucleotide messenger RNA. The record is from RefSeq and is a predicted model, not a curated record. Lineage: Eukaryota; Viridiplantae; Streptophyta; Magnoliopsida; Ericales; Theaceae.